Messenger RNA from Conger conger (European conger), 4721 nucleotides. RefSeq names its product Wilms tumor protein 1-interacting protein homolog. Lineage: Eukaryota; Metazoa; Chordata; Actinopteri; Anguilliformes; Congridae. Gene Ontology annotation, molecular function: transcription corepressor activity. The transcript is spliced from 8 exons. The record is from RefSeq and is a predicted model, not a curated record. Gene Ontology annotation, biological process: negative regulation of hippo signaling; regulation of DNA-templated transcription; positive regulation of miRNA-mediated gene silencing. Gene Ontology annotation, cellular component: P-body; adherens junction; nucleus. The coding region runs from base 197 to 2335 and encodes 712 amino acids.
AAUCUAUCCAUAACAAUUUUUACACUCGAAAGGGAAGGUCGUGCAGUAUGUUAAUAUAAUGUGGAAAGGUAUAUUUAAGGCUAAAUAGCGAAUAUGUUUGGAUUAAGCCAGUUUUUGUUGUGAUUUCCAUGUGAAGUGAAAUUACUGCUCGCUGGCUAGUUCUCUUGGUUACUCUUGUUUCCCGGGAGCAAAGAACAUGGAUAAGUAUGAGGAUGAUGCGGGUAUCCGGGCGAGUAAAUUAAUAGAGGAUCUUUCAAUGUACGAACCGUACAAAGAUGGGAUUUACAGUGCAAGAAGAGACAUGGUCAUUAGCCCAGAUUUGGAUUUUUCGACUCAAAUUAUUCCCGAGCAAAAAGCGAAAAGAAUGAAUGGUAGUUCUGCGCCUCAUCAACUGCCCCAUACCUUUGAAAAGUACUCGUCUGGGAGCAAAGUUUACAAUGCGGCUCCUGUGCGCCCGGUAAAUGGAAACCGACCAAUUCACGAAGAUUUUUGCAACCCUCCACGAGAUCCUAUCUAUUGUGAAGAUGGCCAUUGCACCAAAUCGGAGAUUGCCUUGCCGUGCUACAGCGGGUCUUCUGAACGGCACAAGAGGUACUCAAUGGAGGUGCAUGCGCAUAGGUACAGCACCGGUAGCGCGUAUGAUGGAGUGGCGGUGAAACAAGGUGCUUUUCCUCCCUUCCCCGGCAACAGGAGCAACAGUGUCUGCAUUACUACCAAUCAGGACGGCAGGUACAAUGCAACAAGCCCACGGUCGAGUUUAGCGUCUUCCUUGUUCUCGCAGGAGCAGAGCAAGCACCCAAGCCCGCGAUCUAGUAUCAGCAGCCCGCGGACAAGUCUGGUGGUACCCGGUCAAGAAAAAAUGAGCAGUCCCAGAUCCAGUUUGGUGCAAUACGACGGGAACAGUAUACUUAGCCCGAGGUCCAGUUACGCAAGCACAGCCAGCGAUACCAGUAAACAUUCCAGUCCAAGGACCAGUUUGAACAGCUAUGACUGCGGUAGCAAACCCAGCAGCAACCGUACUAGUGGCAUCAGUAUGGGCUAUGACCAACGGCACAUCAGUCCAAGGUCUAGUACGGCUAGCCAGUACUCUUGUACCACAAGUCCUCGGUCUAGCUACUCUGAUUCUCGGUACAUGCCGAGUGGAAGUCAUGAACUCGAGGGCGCAGUACAUGGCUUGCCAGUGGUCAGUCCCCAGUCCGGCAUGAGUAUCCAGGACGGCAGCGCUAGACCGGCUAACUGCGUGUUGAGUCCGCGCUCUAGUAUUUCUAGCCACAGUUCCAGGAGUUCCCGCAGUUCACGGGGAUCCAUGAGCACGUACCCGGAGCUACAGCUACCGUCGCCCCGGUCGUCAAUGUUGGGACCUGGUUUACAAGAAAGCACGGUAAUUCAAGAUUUUGGAGACACGAGCUGCGUUCACAACACGAUUGAUCUCCAGUCGUUCCCUGUGAUGCAGGAAGCACAGCAGAUGCAGCAGGGGACACAACAUGGAUUAAACCCCGAACCAACGCUGGGCCUACCAGCAUCUUUUAAUUACGGUAGCCCUACGAAAAGUUCGACCCCUGCACAGAAGUUUAUGUUGCCUUACCAAGUCACCCCGUGCCGGGAAAGUGGCCCCAGCCAAGCCGAAAAACGGCUAGAGGCGCUCACCCUAGAGCUGGAGAAGGAGCUAGAGAUGCACAUUAAAAAAGAAUAUUUCGGAAUCUGUGUCAAAUGUGGUAAGGGUGUGUACGGAGCCAGCCAAGCCUGCCAAGCCAUGGGCAACCUCUACCACACCAACUGUUUUACCUGCUGCUCAUGUGGGAGAAGGCUGAGAGGGAAAGCGUUCUACAAUGUCAACGGCAAGGUCUACUGUGAAGAGGAUUUUUUGUAUUCUGGGUUCCAGCAAACAGCAGAGAAGUGUUUUGUGUGUGGUCAUCUCAUCAUGGAAAUGAUACUGCAGGCUCUGGGCAAGUCCUACCACCCUGGCUGCUUCCGCUGCGUGGUCUGCAAUGACGGGCUAGACGGCGUGCCUUUCACCGUGGACGUGGAGAACAACAUCUACUGUGUGAAAGACUACCACACAGUAUUCGCUCCCAAAUGUGCCUCCUGCAACCAGCCCAUCCUUCCCGCCCAGGGCUCUGAGGAGACGAUUAGGGUGGUGUCCAUGGACAAGGACUACCAUGUGGAGUGCUAUCACUGUGAGGACUGUGAGCUGCAGCUGAAUGACGAGGAGGGCCACCGGUGCUACCCCCUGGAGGGCCGGCUCCUGUGUCACGGCUGCCACCUCCGCAGGCUCAAAGCCCAGACGCCCUCGCAGCCGGCGGCCGGGUGCCCCCUGCACGUCACCGAGCUGUGAGCGCCCUGGGCACGCCGGGCGCGGCGGGACCGAGGACCAGCGGCGGAGACGGACAAACAGAGAGGCUCCUGGGAGCCGUCUCUGUCCAACGGGACUCCGCUAACCUCUGGAGGUGGGGAGGACAUUGAAUUGACUCACGCUGCUAGGACGGUGUGCAGCAAAGCGGGGAAAGGGGAAUGUCUCUCCUUUGUUUUUCCAGUACAUUUCAGCGUAAGAGAGUAAAAGUGGCCCCGUCUAUAGCCCACGGGGCUGACCAAGGCAGUGCCUACCCACAAUGCCUGUGCAGAAGGAAUAUUCCCUAUCUCCCAUUGGCUCCUUCCACUGAAGAUGUGCACCUACGAGGUGUUUACUGCUUUCCUGUGUAACUCACUGUAAACGAUGCGCGACAUGGCUCUGGUUAGCCAUGUACGAAAAAUGGUCUCAACUGCUCUCGCACAGAGGAGCUGCUAACACUGUAACUACGACGUAGCCGCACUUCAGGAACCUCGCACUUAGAGAACUGUUGUCCUAUUCGCUCCCUCGUUGGGACACGGCAGUCCAACUACAUUCCUAUAGGCUAUGCAAGGUGACUGCACGGCCCCCUGUGUGACUUUCCGACGACUUACAGCGGUUUGUGACCUAGCACCAACUGCUUAAGAGUGCGUUGCUGGCAUUAAUUAAUUCCACGCAUAAUAUCUCAACCAGCAUCGAUAUUAGUUCAAUGUGAUUUCACAAGCAGUGUCUUAAUAAUUAUAACAAGAAUUAGAUGUACAUAGGUUGUCCUUUUUAUAUAUAAAAUAUAUAUUUUGCUGAAUCUUUUCCAGGAAUUUAAACUUUUCCACUUUAAGAAACUAGAGAUGUAGCUUAUUUGCCUUGCUUAGUUUUUUGGUUGCACAUGGAAUCGGAGGACGGGGAGUAUGUUCUAGGUGGGACAUGUAUUCCUGCGACUCAUAGUCCUGAUCAGUUGUACAGUAUUGGUACAGGGCAUGUUCCAGCCUUUGUCCUCUGAUGGUGGUCCAGGAGGCGUCUUUUGCCAUUUCAAACGACCCCCAGACCUCGCUUUUAAUGUACUCGAGCCUCCGGAACGUCGAAGCGGUGAACACAGAGGGGGCACAUGACUCAUGGUCACCUGACCAUAGCUUGACAUCCCCUCGACCUUAAGCACACGCAGUGAUAACGGAACGCAGUGAUGUUGCGUGGCAGUAACUUUAGACUGGAGUGGAGUGGGGGGUGCGAUGUGUCAGAGAGAUGGUGACGCACAGCCGUGUAUAGCGCAGCGUGAACUGGGAGUUUUAAAGAACCCAACAGCACUUUUUUCCUCCCUGAAAGCAGCAGGGGCCUCAGGCUCUUAAGUAUUCAAUCCCAUAUCGGUUUAAAAUAUGAAUUCUGUCAUGUUACAUGUCUACCAAUAGUCCUUUGUUCCUCCUAGAACAGUUCACAGCACCCCAGCUGUUAGAGCCCAACCGCGAUAAGCGCUCACUGACCUGCUGCUCUGAAUCUCAAGCCUACUCAGAACCGGUGUUUCUUAGUACUACUGAACCGAACAGAGACUGAAGCUAUUGGAAAAUAGAAGAUGGCUGAGAAUGUACUUAAACUUUAUAUAUAUAACUGACCCAUUUCAAACCAGAUGGCUAAUCAGCACAAGUAAUAUGUUACCACUUGCAAGUGGGAAGCACAGUGUCUUUCUACUGUAAACUCCACAUUUCCAAAGAACCCUCUAGCUCUCUCUGCUUUUAGUCUUUUUAUACGGCGAGAGACUCUAAUCUCUGUUAUGCUUGCAACAUUCCCAAUGUAUGUGAUUCUUAAAGUGGGGGUUACUGAAGUACAAUAAAGAAAUGGUAUGCUACCUAUGUUUACCUGCAAGAGAUUGAAAACGGAGAAGCUCCAAAUAGAACAUGUUCCAUUCCAGGAUAAUUAAUUUUCUUUUGCAAUAAUUUGACCCCCUGUUGUAUGCCAGCUAAUUAGUUUGCCUGCACAAAACACCCAAGCUAGUAUAGCUACACAUUCUGUUAAAUCUUUUUCUCCUGCAAGCAAUUCUCGAUUAAGAUGUGACUGCAAGAGGUGUCUAUCGUUCAGUUUAAUUCCUUAGAUGGUUUAUGAAAAGACAGGUUAUGUAGAUUUAUUUAUCCAAAUAUGAAAAGUCUAAAGUUAUUUAAUGUAUUAAAAGUCAGAAGUGUCAUUUAACCUUAGAUGAUAUAAUAUUCUCCAUUUUUUUCAGUAACGUGAUCUUGUAGUUAACUUAAGCGAUUUUAAGCGAUUCUGUCAUUACUGGUUAAAGAUGCACAAUGUGCUGUCAGUCAUGUAAGUGGCCUGCUGGGUAUUUUUAAAGUAUUUGUUUUGGGGUUUUUUUGUUUUUUUUUUUGUUUCCAGAACCAGGUCAGAGCUCACAACUGAAAAUAAAGAAAAU